Candida albicans SC5314 is the source of this 1383-nucleotide messenger RNA. RefSeq names its product mitochondrial 37S ribosomal protein uS2m. The record is from RefSeq and is a predicted model, not a curated record. Gene Ontology annotation, cellular component: ribosome; mitochondrial small ribosomal subunit. Bases 1 to 1383 code for a protein of 460 amino acids. NCBI's taxonomy places the organism in Eukaryota, Fungi, Ascomycota, Pichiomycetes, Serinales, Debaryomycetaceae. Gene Ontology annotation, biological process: translation. Gene Ontology annotation, molecular function: structural constituent of ribosome. The transcript has a single exon.
AUGAUAAGAUCAACUACAGCUACAACUACAACAUUGAGAUAUUGUGCUCGUAUUUUCAGAAAUCUCAGUAGAAGUUAUUCUACUGAAAAUUCUCAACCCAACCCAAAUGAACAACCACCUUUGGAACAUACAUUAUCUCAUAAAGAAUUACGUGAACAAGCAAUUGCUGAAGCAUUAGCUAGAGAAGAAGAAGCCAUUUUAAAAACGAAGAAAUUGAGAGAAUUAACUCAAGAAAGUCAAAAUUUGAUAUCAGCAUUAAAUAAAACUCCAACAACUUUAAUUAAUGAAAGAUUAAAUAAAUUACAUGAAGAUUUAUCAAAAUUAUCUCAAGAUAAAAUCAAACAAUUAGAUGAAGAAUUAAAAGAUUAUUUAAAUCAAAAUAUGAUUUUACCUGAUCAUUUAAAAGCUAAUCGUCCAUGGCUUAGAUCAAGUGAUAAUAAUGAGGAUAUAUCCAAAAAAUUGAAAAGUUCAAUAAACUCUGCUUCUUCUUCAGAUUCAAAUCAUACAUCCACUACCACUACAUCAUCUCGAUACACUGAACAAUUCCCAAAUUUGAAACCUACUCCUGAUUAUAAACCUUAUUCUGAACAAGAAUUAUAUAUUAGACAAUUGAAUCAUACCAGAAUAAAUGGAAGAAUAGGGUCUCGUUUAACUCAAGUUUAUAAACCUCAACGUGAUAUCAAUAAUCCACCAAAAUUUGAUAAUACCACCAUAGCCAAAUUAAUGGCCGCUGGAUGUCAUUUGGGUCAUUCAACUUCAUCUUUCCGUCCAAGCAUGCAACCAUUCAUAUAUGGUAUAUAUGAUAAAGUCCACAUUAUUGAUUUAAAUAAAACUUUAGAAAAAUUGACAUUAGCAUGUAAAGUAAUUGAAGGAGUCGUUGAAAAAGGUGGUGUUGUUUUAUAUGUCGGUACUCAUAAAAAUAAUUCAUCAAUUCAAGAAGCAUUAGUUAAAGCUAGUGAAAGAUCUCAUGGUUAUUAUGUCAAUAAGCGUUGGAUCCCGGGUACUAUAACUAAUUACACUGAAGUUACAAAACAAUAUGGUCAAAUUAAAACUAAAAUGGAAGUUGAUAUGAAAGAUCAAAAAAUUACUACCAAAAAUUCUAAUAAAAUUAUUAAACCGGAUUUAAUGGUAUUAUUAAAUCCAGUAGAAAAUAGAAAUUGUAUUAAAGAAUGUAUUUCUGCUGGUAUUCCAACCAUUGGGUUAUGUGAUACUGAUAUGGAACCUUCUUUAUUGACUUAUCCAAUUCCAUGUAAUGAUGAUUCAGUUAGAUCAGUUAAUUUGAUGUUGGGUAUUAUGAGUAAAUCAGCUGAAUCUGGUUUACAAAAACGUAUUUCUGCUGUUAAAAAAUUAGAAGAAAACGAUGGGAAAGUAGUUAAAGCUUAA